AUGGAUUGGAACGGUAAUCUCCGACUGCCUUUCGCUUCUCGCCCGGAAGCUUCUUUCGGCUUUCUCUACAACUAUAAUAACUAUGAUCAGUUUCAAGGUUUUGAUCAUACAAAGCAGCCAUUAAUGCCGAGCUCGGCUCAGCAGGCAAUGUUACCGACCGGCAUGCUCGACCAGAAAAACAUCAACAACAACGGCAACAAUAUGAACCUUAUUUACGGGCAGGACCCGAAGAAAAAACGGCUAAGCACCGAGCAGCUGGAAUCGCUCGAGAACAGCUUCCAGGAAGAGAUUAAGCUCGAUCCGGACCGGAAAAUGAAGCUGGCUAAGGAGCUCGGGCUGCAGCCACGUCAGAUCGCGGUCUGGUUCCAGAACAGGCGGGCCCGCUGGAAGGGAAAGCAGCUCGAGCGCUUGUACGACGCGCUUAAGCAGGAGUACGAUGCCGUGUCCAGGGAAAAGCACAACCUCCAGCAGGAGGUUUUGGCUCUAAGGGCAAUACUCAAAGAUCAAGUGGCCAAAAAACAAGUCUCGACCAACUACACGGAGGUUUCCGGAGAGGAGACGGUCGAGAGCACGUCAAUGCCGAGCUCCGACAAGACACGUGGGCCCGGGAACGUGAACGAGAUCGGAGAAUGCAGCUACGUUCUUAACGUGGAAGACUACAAUCCGGUCAUGAUGACUCCAUACAGUUGGGCAAAUCUGCCAUAG
Messenger RNA from Striga hermonthica, 705 nucleotides. The record is from the annotation of a GenBank genome assembly. Lineage: Eukaryota; Viridiplantae; Streptophyta; Magnoliopsida; Lamiales; Orobanchaceae.